AUGGCUGCCGCGGCGGCUGCACUUCUGGAUGAGUUAAUGGGUAGAAAUAGAAAUGCAGCUCCUCAUGAAAAAGGAAUUGAAUUAAAUUGGGAAGAUCCUGAGUAUUGUAAAUAUUACUUGGUCAGUUUUUGUCCACAUGAUUUAUUUGUCAACACAAGGGCUGAUUUGGGCCCAUGUUCAAAAGUACAUGAUGAUGAAGUUAAAAAAUUGUAUGAUGAAUCAACAAGUCAUAAAAAAUUUCAGUACCUUGAAGAUUUUAUACGCUUUUGUAACAAUAUAUUAAAUGAUGUUCAAAGAAAAAUAGAAAAAGGAAAGCAGAGGCUUGCUUUAAUGAAUAAUUCUGAAAAAGUUGCCAUGACUCCUGCCCAAGCUCAAAGAAAUCAAGAGCAAAUGUCUCUUUUAAAUGAAAAAAUCAAUAAAUUGGUCGAAGAAGCUGAAGCUGCAGGAAUUCAGGGAAAUGUAGAACAAGCACAAGGUCAUUGGCACAAACGGCCAGUCUGCAGCCGAACAGGAGAACAAAUGGAAGUUUGUCAAGUUUGUGGUGCAUUUUUAAUUGUUGGUGAUGCUCCUCAGAGAAUAGAUGAUCACUUGAUGGGUAAACAGCAUGUCGGUUAUGCGAAAUUAAAGUUGACUGUUGAAGAAAUGAUAAAAGAAAGAGAUAAAAUAAGGGAAGAAAGGGAAAAAAGAAGGGAAUCUGAUAAAAGGGAUAGGUUUAGUCGUCGAGAUGAUAGGCGAAGAAGCGGUAACGGAGAAAGAGAUAGGAGAGGUGAUAGGCAUGACAGGAGAUAUGAGCAUAGAAGAGAUGAUGACAGACAUAGAAGCGAUAGAGACAGAGAGAGGGAAAGAGAUCGUUAUUGGGAUAGAGAUGGAGAUAGAGAUCGUGAUAGAGAAAGAGAUAGGGAUAGGGAUAGAGAUCGUGAAAAAGACAGGGACAAAUAUAGAGACAGAGACAAAGAAAAAAGGAGGGAUAGAAGUCGAUCUAGGAGGGACGAACAUAAAGAAAGAAAGGAUAAAAAUAAAAAAAAUGAGAAAGAUGAUAGAGACAAAGAUCAUAAAUCUUACAGAUCCAAAUAUGAUGAUGAGAAAAUAUUAAAAAAGUGCAAAGAAUCUGAAAAGGAACAACAACUCAAUGGAGAUAAAUUUUAUUGA
Molecule: messenger RNA, 1149 nt
Organism: Pediculus humanus corporis (human body louse)
Lineage: Eukaryota; Metazoa; Arthropoda; Insecta; Psocodea; Pediculidae
Exons: 6
Coding region: 1-1149 (382 amino acids)
Biological process (GO): mRNA splice site recognition
Cellular component (GO): U2-type prespliceosome; U1 snRNP
Molecular function (GO): mRNA binding
Source: RefSeq, a predicted model, not a curated record